Molecule: messenger RNA, 1087 nt
Organism: Achroia grisella
Lineage: Eukaryota; Metazoa; Arthropoda; Insecta; Lepidoptera; Pyralidae
Exons: 5
Coding region: 133-945 (270 amino acids)
Source: RefSeq, a predicted model, not a curated record
UCAUAAUCACUCAACUGUACGUCAAAUUUUGUGUAUGUGAAAGAAUUUCAGAUUUAGCUGGUAAAAUCUGAAAAUAUUGAUGAGCUAAUAAAUAGAGAAUUAUGUUAUUUUGGUCCAAAGUUAAAUAACAAAAUGUCUGAAAAAGACGGUGGUAUCUUUUAUAAUGUAACUAAUUUGCUUGAACAGGAUUAUCGUGGUGUAAAUAUAGCCGUAUAUGCUCUUGCUACUGCUGGACUGGCUAUAUCUAUACAUAAAAUACGUCCGGUUAGCAAGUUUUCGAAGGCCACCAAAGUACCAGAACACUUCAUAAGGCAGCAUGAACCGUUGAGGGGAGUAUACAGUGGUGUGCAGCAUUCUCCUGUACGUCUCUUGAUAGACCACAAAGCACCAGUGUACUUACCACUAUGGCAUUCCAGUAAACCUCCAUUGCCAGUCAAGUUAUGGGGUGUUGAUAUUGUGAGUGGAAAUGCUGUUAACUGGCUUGAAUGUGUAGCUAAAGGCCAACAAAUCACUUUGAAGCCUAUUGGAAGAGAUAAAGAGGAUCUAGUAUCUACUGUACUCCUGCAUUUACCACAGCCCAAGUCUAAAACAGUGGAAACAUUGGAUAUUGGACAAAAAUUGGUAGAACUGGGUUUUGCCACAGCAUCUGUUCCACAAGCAAUUAAGAAAAAUACCAUAGAGUCACAGUUGGCACCAGCUAUCCUGUCGGCUGAGGCUCAUGCUAAGAACUACCGCAAUGGUAUUUGGUCUGACAAACUUCCACCAAUUCCAUUAUAUAUUGUAUAUUGGCGAAAAGGGUCACAAAUUAGUAUAGAGCUUGUUGCUCUAACCGCAAGGAAACUAUUACAAUUACUUGCUACUACUUCAAAAGGUGCCUUACUGGGGGUGAAAUAUUUAGCCCUCCGGCCGUUCAGGACCACUCCUAAACAGGUCCAAGCUGCAUAAAAGCAUUUAUUUUUUUAUUGAUAUAAUUGCUCUGUACAGUUGUUAUAAAUUCUAGCUUGUUGAAUUACCAAAUGUGUUAUGUAAGCUGUAAUUAUUUGGUGAUGGUGGCAUACUAGACUUUUGUUUCAUGUUGAUUUAAAUA